Messenger RNA from Thalassophryne amazonica, 717 nucleotides. It is a transcript of the gene en2b, whose product is annotated as engrailed homeobox 2b. Gene Ontology annotation, molecular function: DNA-binding transcription factor activity, RNA polymerase II-specific; RNA polymerase II cis-regulatory region sequence-specific DNA binding. Gene Ontology annotation, cellular component: nucleus. Lineage: Eukaryota; Metazoa; Chordata; Actinopteri; Batrachoidiformes; Batrachoididae. The record is from RefSeq and is a predicted model, not a curated record. Gene Ontology annotation, biological process: regulation of transcription by RNA polymerase II; neuron differentiation; multicellular organism development.
AUGGAAGAAAAUGCUCACCAGAACCCAGAGGAGUCGAACCGAGCCAACCAGCACCGGGUCACCAACUUUUACAUCGACAACAUCCUCAGACCGGACUUCGGCUGCAACAACAAGGAGGGAUCACGGACCCGUCAGCGGGACCGCCUGGAACCGGUCCUCCGAACACAGAAGCUGACGGGGACGCGCGGGUCCACCGGUGACCCGCGGCGGGAGGCCGCGGGGGUCGGGGACACCGAGGACCCAGAGGCCGCCGGUGGUGCUCCGAAAGACCGCGAGGGGCUCUGCGACAGGCCGCAGGCCAGCGCGGGCCCAAGGGCCAAGGCCAUGCUGUGGCCCGCCUGGGUCUACUGCACCCGGUACUCGGACCGGCCGUCAUCAGGGCCCCGGUCCCGGAAAGUGAAGAAGGCGGCUCCGCUCCGCCGGGAGGACAAGCGACCCCGCACCGCCUUCAGCACCGACCAGCUCCUCCGGUUAAAGACCGAGUUCCAGAACAGCCGCUACCUGACCGAGCAGCGAAGGCAGAGCCUGGCCCGGGACCUGGGGCUCAACGAGUCUCAGAUCAAGAUCUGGUUCCAGAACAAACGGGCCAAAAUAAAAAAGGCGUCCGGAAACGCGAACACACUGGCUCUGCAGCUGAUGGCGCAGGGCCUGUACGACCACUCCACCGUCAGGGAGUCCAGGUCCGACCUCCGGGAGUCCAGGUCCGACAGCGACUAA